Rhinichthys klamathensis goyatoka is the source of this 3946-nucleotide messenger RNA. RefSeq names its product helicase (DNA) B (gene helb). Bases 55 to 3669 code for a protein of 1204 amino acids. The transcript has 13 exons. Lineage: Eukaryota; Metazoa; Chordata; Actinopteri; Cypriniformes; Leuciscidae. The record is from RefSeq and is a predicted model, not a curated record.
AUUGAACCGCGCUCGCGAACUGUAGAAAUCUUCAAACGGACUGCAUAAGUAAACAUGGCGCGGCAAAGUCCCUCCGCCGGAUUAAAAACCAUAAUUGGUUACAUUUUACCAGAACGCGAGGUUGUCCAGUCAAACCAAGAUGAUGUUCCAGGGAGUGAAGAUGAAGACGAGGAGGAAAUACAGCCUGAAUUUCUUGACAUGAAAGAGAUGGACUCUGUCUCAUCUGGGGCAAACUUAUUUAAAUCAUCCGUGCCAGCGUCAAAAGAAGUGUCAUUCAUGGCCGGUAAAAAGAUGUACCGGGUCGAGGGCCGUUUUCUCCUCUGUGACCCCUGGUGGAAAGUAACCUGCACAGUUCGCCAAGGCCAGCACAAAGCUUUUGUCAAAGGCUAUCCCUCCUACAGCCUCCGCACCAAUCUGAGAUCAGAGGGACGGUCACUUGUGUCUCUUUUUCUUAAAGCAUGUAGAGCACAACCUGACUUCGUUAACAUGUUCAUGGAGUGGUUGCCCAAUGACAGACAUGUGGAGCUUGUCAAUGUGCUGGACGCCCUGCAGGAGUUUGAAGAUUCAUCGCCUGAGAAUAAAGCUGUGGCUGAACAGCUCAAGGCACAUGUCAGUUUCUCAGUCGCUUGGACACACGUGAGAGUCGCCAGCUUGUACCCUGGAAUCAUGAAAUACUUGCCAACAUUGCUGCCGGGUCAGUUUAUGGAGAUAAUCAGCAAAGGAAGAAUGAAAGACUUGCCGGAAACUUCUGAAAAAGAUGAUCCUACUGCACAAGAGCAGAACAAUACAAAUGUAUUGGCCAAACUUGAGGAGCUCAUUAAGACUGAUGUAUGGAAGUUGGGCUUCAGCCAUAUUAUGAUUAAAGAAUUACGUCUGAUCCGGUGUGAAGCAAAAGUGGAGGCCUUCAAAGACUGUAAUUUAUUUUCUAGUAUCCCGGUGCUCCAGCGUGACUCCUUGCUCUUGUAUGCGGAACUGAAAAGACACUGCAGAGCCACUGGCAGCACGUAUGCCGACCGGGAGAUGUUGCUGGAUAAGAUAUUGCCUGAGACCGGAGAUGAGGGUGCCUGGAAUGCUUUGCAUUUUCUUGAGAAACAGGGGGUGCUGAUUAGGGAGGUCGAAAAGGUGGCCCUUAGGAACCUCUUCCGCUAUGAAAAAGGCAUUGCCGAAUGCUUGAGGAGCUUGGUUGAGGGAGAACCCUGGAAGAUCCACUUGGAUGUGAGGAAGGUUCUUCGUGAAGCGCAGCUGGAUCGAUUAAGAGCAAAGGCUUGUGAAAAGCGCAGUAUGGCUAAUCCAAGGAAAUCUAAGGCUGAUGCAAAAAUAUCGAUUUCAGCAGCCCAAAAUGACAUUGUUCAGGGGGCCGUGUGUGAGCAGAUGCUUCUUGAUUUUGCCCGGCCUGAUACUUCAAGCAUGGUCCACAAUGGAGGAACGGCAAAACGUGAUUCUCCUCAGUCCUUUGAAAUUACAAAGCUCACUAUUAAAGAGGAAAGUCACACUUCAGACUCAGACGACUCGGAUGACUCCACCUACAUGGAUCUUGAUCCGUCUACUAUAGAGUUGGACCCCGAUCAGGUGCGAGCAGCAGAAAUGAUGUGCGCCAACCCAGUAACCGUGAUCAGUGGGAAGGGAGGUUGUGGAAAGACUACAGUGGUCAGCCUGGUGUUUAAGGCGGCCAUGGAGCAACAGACAAGUGACAGGGAAGAGGUGCUGAAGGCCUGUGAAGACUUUCAGAAUGACUCCCAGGCGUCCAGUAAUGGGCUGCUGUCAGACGUACACGAGGAGAAAAAAGAAAGUGAGGCGAGUGACAGUGAUGUAAAGCCUGUGGAAGUUCUUCUAACUGCUCCUACAGGGAGAGCUUCUUCACUUCUUACUAAGAGAACCGGCUUCACUGCUUAUACUAUGCACCAGGUUUUAUGGAGUUUCAUGAAUGCAGAAAAAGAUCCCAGUGGAAAUCCUCAGGAUUGGAAGUUCUCGAAUGUGCGGGUACUGGUGGUCGAUGAAGGGAGCCUGGUGUCUGUUCAGAUCCUUCACUCUAUUCUCAGCAUGCUUACCAAACAUGCAGACCUCCAAAAGUUCAUCAUUUUGGGAGAUGUGAGGCAGCUGCCCAGCAUUGAACCUGGAAACACGCUGCACGAUCUGUUUGAAGUCCUCAAGAAGGUCCGUUGGGCCAUUGAGAUGAAGACCAACCAUCGUGCUGAGUCUGAGCUCAUCGUCAGAAACGCUGGACUCAUCUCAGAGAUGGGUAAAAAAAGGCUUUACAGUCCUCUGGAGUUUGAUGCCACCAUAAAAAUGGCAAAACCCUCCACAGUGUCAUCUGACAAAAGGUUCAUAUUUGUCAAAAUCAGUGGGGAAAAUUAUUCUUUUGACCUCCAGGACGCUGUUACAUUCUUACUUAAUGAAGCUCCUGGACUAGAAAGUGAUAAAUCUUCACAAUUUGUGGCUUUCAGGAGGAAAGACUGUGAGUUGAUCAAUGAGCUUUGCUGCAGGCAUUAUUCUCAUCAUACUACAAAGACUUCCAAACAGACAUUGAACUUUCAAAGAAAGGAUAAAGUUUGCUGCACUAAGAAUGGCUAUGUCUCAGACCACGAGGAGAAGAGAGAUGUGACUGCCGGAGCUUCACAUGAUUAUGCCGGAGCUUCACAUGAUUAUGCCAGAUCUUCCCAUGUUAAUGGCGGAAAACAGAGACAAGAUGAACAGACGAAGGAGAAGAAAGAGCGCCUGUGCAAUGGGGAAAUUUUCUUUAUUGAAGAUGAUGUGACGGAGGUUGAGGAAGGAAAAUGUAAAAAAAAGAGCCGCUACCUGACACUAGAUGAUGUAAAUGGGCGCUUGGUGACGUGUGACUACAGGGAACUACAGAGAGAGUGUAAACUUCGGCAUGCUUGGGCAAGAACCAUCCACACCUUUCAGGGCUCAGAGUCUGAAACUAUUGUGUACGUUCUUGGAGACAGCAUUGCUCAAAACUGGCAGCAUGUAUACACUGCAGUGACACGCGGUCAGAAGCAUGUGUAUUUGGUGGGUUCAGAGAGUGACAUAGAAGGAGCCAUCAAGAAAUGGAUCACCCCACGUAACACAAGAUUGUGCGCGUUCGUCAGAACAACAGUUGCCAAACAAGGUCCUGAAGACUCUUUGACUCAGUCUGCCUGCAGUCAGAGUCAAGUAGAGACCCCUGUGAACCACAGGUUCGGGCCUUCACAGUCCACACCCGUUGCCCCACAUUGCCACAGCCUCCCCCAGUUGUUCUCCAGCACAAAACCUUCAUGUAUUCGACACCUCUACAAGGAAGAAAAUGGACACAACCAUCAAACAUCCAAUAUCUCUUUGCAAGAUGACAUGGCAUUCAGUCAAACCUAUUCUUGGUCGCCCAUGGAUGGUUGUGAUGAGCCAAGCAUGGUGCAGAAUGAGCAUGUGUCCGAAUUAUCCAAUCAGGUUGAAGAUGCAAAGUUGUUAGAGACGAUCAGCUCUUCCCCAAAUGAAAGCAGCAGGGGCUCUAAACGGCUGACUCCUGUGGACACCUGCAGUACGCCGACUAAACUACCAAAGAAAACCAUUUCAGAAGAGUCUCCGUUGUGCAGCUCAAGACUCAAUCUUCUGUCCAUUACGAGUCCCAGCUCCAAAACCCAUGGCCGACAGCUCUUCCGAGACGAUUCAGAUUCUCACAUUGAAAAGCCUUAGAGGGGUCAUUCUCAGACCCAACAUGCCAAAGCGGAAAGAACUAAAUCAGUCCAAAUGUGCAUGUUAUUUGGCUUUUCAGAGGAUUUGGAUAAACCUGAAUUAGCUUUUUACAUAAUUAUGAAUACUUUGCUAGUUUCACCCUUGAGAAUAACGAUAUCUUGUAGUAUAUUAUGGGUCUGUGCAAGAGAUGUGAGUUCUAAUUUCUGCUAGACAUCCUUUGAAAAGUAUAAUUCUUAAAUCAUAACAAUUGAGUAAAAGAAGGCUUAAAUCUGGAACU